Molecule: messenger RNA, 2727 nt
Organism: Haplochromis burtoni (Burton's mouthbrooder)
Lineage: Eukaryota; Metazoa; Chordata; Actinopteri; Cichliformes; Cichlidae
Product: inverted formin-2-like
Biological process (GO): actin cytoskeleton organization
Molecular function (GO): small GTPase binding; actin binding
Source: RefSeq, a predicted model, not a curated record
GGGCUUCUGCCCAGGUAAACCCGUGGAUCAAUUAAUAGUUUGCUCUGCCGGGCCGAUUUUCCAUGUGCUUCUGCUGGUUACACCGUGGUGGAUGCCUGCCGUACUCAUUGGAGUAUUUUACACAAACGUUCUGCUGCCGGGCGUGAGGAGGAGGCCACAGUUUAACCAAGCGAUGAAGCAUCUGUCCAAAAAGAGGAAGAGUCUUUAUCCUGAGCUCAUCUGCUGAGAAGGAAUUUCUCCACCCAGUCAGUCUGUCUUCACUCACACACACACCCACACACACCUUUACAGGUGAAUUUCCUGCCUGUGCUUCUGCUGGUUUACACAGUCAGUGCUCACUUUAUUAGGACCAUGUUGCAGUGAGUCUGAAAGUUUCAUGGUUGUGUUUAAUAUUCUGAAGCUUUACUGACGCAGGAAGGCUGGCUGGAUGGGGGGGGGAUUCAAAUGCCCCGGGGGAGAUUUGAAUCCAGGCCUCUGGAAACACCCUUUGACCAUGUGACUGACCUACUCCACCUUUCAAGUUUAAAGUUCAGGUUUUCUCACAGCGGCGCGUUAAUGUGGCGAGCAUGCUCAGCUGUCAGGACAUGCACACGCACUGAAUACCAGAAAUACCACAUAGCUGACAUAUUUCACCCACCACGCUGUGACGUGCAGUCACUCUUCUUCACUGAUGAAGACUCUGCAACACACUGAGUGCAGGAUUCACGUAGCCUUCAGUCUGAUUCAUUCACUUUCCAAAUCACAGCCACGAUAGCUGUGAGUGCUUCGUGUUUAUUUUUCUGUUACUGGAGCCAAUCAUGUGCUUUAUUAUCAGUCUGUUAAUCAGCUGAUCCUUCAGCCUGAUUCACUGCAUUCUUCUUCUUUUUCUCUGUUUCUUGUUAUUCAUGCAUUCCACAGAGUGCCUUUGUCCUGUCUUCCUUCCCUCUCCCAAACUGGUCUGAGCCUGGCUCUGCUGGAGGUUUCUUCCUGUUAAAAUUGAGGUUUUCCUUGCCACUGUCACAAAACUUCUUACUCAUAUGGUUGUUGAGAGUACAAAGACAGUACAGCAUCUCAAGGUGACUGUUGUUGUGAUUUGGAGCUUUGAUUCGGAGCUGAAUAAAACCAAGUUAAAACUGGUCCACAUCAGAAGUGUACUCGAGCUGUCAGUCAGGAACAUAAUUCAAAUAAUAAUUUAUGACACAACUAAAGCCAAAUGGAGUCCAAUCACAGUAAAGGACUCUGACCUCCUGAGCAGAUAAAGGCGUCCACUGGAGGAGCUCAGUUUGUGACUCAGAGAUGUGUUAAUGAAUGUGAAACUGUGAGCCCGAGGCAGGCUGACACGGGCGUGAUGUCAUCGCUUGUGUCAGGUCUGCUUGUCAUGGACGUUAAAAAGAUGAUGAUGUCAUUGAUUGUUUGUGAUUGAUUACCUGUAUCUGUUUUAACCCUCGUCAGCUCAAACAUCGGUAAAACCUUUAGCCUGUCAUCAUGGCAACCAGUACCAAAUGGGGGGCGGUAAAGGACCAGUUGACCAGAGGCCCCGCCACAGUCACUGACGGCAAGGUGGAGGCCAAUCUGGAGAACGCUGACCCCGAGCUCUGCAUCCGACUGCUGCAGGUUCCCACAGUGGUGAACUACUCGGGUCUGCAGCGGCGGCUGGAGGUGAGUAAUCAGUCAUGGAUGGUGCAGUUCCUUGAACUACAGGGUUUGGACCUCCUGCUGGAGGCGCUGGAGGCUCUGUCGGGCCGCGGCUGCGCCCGCAUCGCCGAUGCUCUGCUGCAGCUCACCUGCGUCAGCUGUGUCCGGACCAUCAUGAACUCGUCCGCAGGGCUGCAUUUCAUCCUGGACAACGAGGGCUACAUCAGGAUGCUGGCUCAAGCUCUCGACACGUCCAAUGUCAUGGUGAAGAUGCAGCUGUUCCAGCUGCUGGCUGCUCUUGCCGUCUUCGACCCUCGGGGACACCACCUCGUCUUCGAUGCACUCGACAACUACAAGAGCCUGAAGAAGCAGCAGUAUCGCUUCAGCGUGAUCAUGAAUAAGCUUCACGCCACCAACAACAUCCCCUACAUGGUGACGCUGCUAAGUGUGGUCAACGUCCUCGUGCUGCAGGAGGAGGAGCUGAGGAGGAGGCACCGGGUGCGGCAGGAGUUCAUCGGUCUGCAGCUGCUGAACCUGCUCCCCAGGCUCAGGGAGACGCAGGACAAGGACCUGAACAUCCAGUGUGACGUGUUUGAAGACUCUCUGUCGGAGGACAUGGAGGAGAUGGAGAGGCUGUACGGAGGGAUUGAUAUGAGCAGCCACCAGCAGGUCUUCACAAUGCUCUACACCAUGGUGUCCAGCCAUCCAUCCUCCGUGCAGCUGCUGUCCAUCCUUCAGGCCUUGUUGCUGGUGGGUCCGGACAGAGCUGAGGUCUGGUGUGCUCUGGAGCUGCUGAUGGAUCGAGCCACCCUGCUGGCUCAGGAUGGCCACGAGUCUCUGUGGACGUCAACAUCUUUGGACUCCAUGGAGCCAGAUUACUGCAGCAUCGAGCACCUCUUCAGUCUCCCUCCGACUGAGACCAAGACCAGAACCAAGUCAAAGACGGAGCCCAAAGAGGUGUCCUUCAUCGACGCCAAGAAGAGCCUUAACCUCAACAUCUUCCUCAAGCACUUCAAAUGUUCCCACGAGGACUUUGUGGAUCUCAUCCGAAGAGGAGACCGAUCAAAGUUUGAUGUUGAGGCCCUGAAACAGUUCAUCAAACUCCUCCCAGAG